GCGGAAGCUGCGGGUGACCGAGGAGAGGGAGCGGGACCCCCCUCGCCAGGCCGGCUCUGCCCCACUUCGCUCCGGGCUGGUCCCCGCGGAGUUGGGGGUCCAGAAGCCCCAGGAUGGUGUUGGUCGCUUUAGCUGUGCUGGUCCUAAGAUACAGGCGACGAUGGAUGACAGCAGCCUAGGAGAACAGCAGACCAGGCCUUCCUGGACAUUCAUGACCCUCAGACCCCGGUUCUGGGACCAGUAUUUGGUGCAUGCUGGGCAAUGCCGCAGAGACAGCUGUUUGCAGCCAUCCUGCCAGGACACAAAGCGGCUUGUCCAGCAUCUUCAGGCCUGCAGAUAUAACAACCUUGAGGACUGCCAGCUUUGUAAUCAGCUGAUCACCAUCUGCUAUGUCCACGCCCAACACUGCAAGGAGGACCACUGUCCAGCUCCCUUCUGUCUCGCCAUCAAGCCUCAGCUCCUGAAGAUGCCGAUGUGGCUACUGCCGGCAAAGGUGAAGCACGGCAAGAUGGUGGCCAUGAGCACCGCUCGAGCACAAAGGGUGAGCCGGUCUGUAGGGGCUGCAAACGCUGCGUGGCAGACUGGCAUGAACGCCCAGAGGCCUGGGUGUGUGAAUGGCCCGAUCAUGUCCAACAUGCAGCCGGAGCCGCGUCCUUUUGCAGCGCCCUUCCCGCAAAUGGGGCACGGUUUGAGGCUGCCCAGCACGCAGCCACCGCCCUGCACCAUCCCCUGGAGUGUUAUGUCCUUUUUAAGGAGGACCAUGAAAUCCUUCAGGUUCCCAGAGGAGAAAGCAGGAAGUCUCAGCCCACGUUAGACCUGCCCUCAAAACAUGCCUUCAGCCACAGCCUGGCUUGCAAAACCCUUUUAGCUGCCACUGCUGCCACCACAAUCGCCACCAGACUAGCACCCUCCACCUGUCUUGCAGGACACCAUGUGAUGCAGAAGGGCCCUUGCGUCUGACCAGGAAACACAACUUCGGGGAGGGGGGAACUAGUAGCCUGAACACCGACGACUGCAGCUGGUGGCCAGGAUCUCUUUAAUGCUACAACAGACUGCUUUCUCCAACCCUGAUCCCUCUAGGAAACCACCACAGCCGCUGAGCAGCCUGAGGACACCCUAGUUCACAGCCACUUACCCAUCACCAGCUCAUCUCCCAUGCAGGCGAACUCGAAAUUUUCCCCUUCCGUUUCAGUGGCACAUCAGCUUCCCCCAGAAACGGAACAGUCUCAUAAGUAGGACUCUGCAGGGUUAGAAGCUAAGGUUUGUUUCCCGGGUCAUCAGGAAUUAUCAUUUCGGCUGUUGGAUUUGCAGCCGUCCUACAGCAACUAGCAGCCUGAGUGUUCGCCAGGCUCACUCUGUUCAGUAGCAAAUCCACUUGCUGGGGCAGUAAUGGCAGCCGGCCCCCCAUUCUUGCCUUGGAUAGUGAAUGAGGUGAUGACUAAGCUUUCACCUUCCACCGUUUUUGUGAUGUUUAGCCUACACCCAUGCUGGGGAAAACAGAAAGCUUAGGAAGUCACUCUGUGGAAGACGGCCAGGAAAUUAGGCACCAUCCUGAGGUUGCUGGACUAUAAUAUACCAUGAGUCCCAGCUAGCAUUUCCAAUGGUCGAGGAUGAUGUGAAGUGAAAUUCAAGGUAUCUGCAGUGGCCUACUCUUACUCUUGAGAAUGCUUAUUUGGUUAUAUGUUGCUAUCGCCUUGGGAGAAGGCUAGAAGUCUGGAUCUGAUCUCUCAGUCUGCAAACUGUUGUAGUUGAUAAGGAAAUGCUUCCUGUAGUUCUUUUUCAAAUAAA
Molecule: messenger RNA, 1788 nt
Organism: Pogona vitticeps (central bearded dragon)
Lineage: Eukaryota; Metazoa; Chordata; Lepidosauria; Squamata; Agamidae
Biological process (GO): positive regulation of transcription by RNA polymerase II
Cellular component (GO): histone acetyltransferase complex; transcription regulator complex
Molecular function (GO): chromatin DNA binding; histone acetyltransferase activity; transcription coactivator activity
Source: RefSeq, a predicted model, not a curated record